AUGGAAUAAAUAAUUUAGAAUGAUAAUUUAGUGUUGUUACAAUAAAAAAUAUUAAGCUAUCCAAAAACUAAUGAAGAUCUUAAAGUACUUCUAUUCUAUAUAUUAAGACAAUGGCAUCUAUAAUAAAAGUCACAUAAAUUUUCAACAAAUUGAAUGAUAUCUAUCACCAACAAUUAUCAUAAGAAGGAUAAAUCAAAGUAUAUUGAUAUGAUAUAUAAAGCUUUGUAAUUAUAUAGAACUUACAAGUUAUUAACUUGGUGAUUAAGUGUUACCAAGUCAAAAGUUUGCAGUAUAACUAAUUCUAAAAGGAUAAGUUGAAGUUUAUUAUUUGGAAGAAGGUUAUAUCUAUAAAAAUGAAAAAUAUCUCACAACAUUAAAUCCGUUAUUUUAUAUUGAAGAGGACUUUUAAUUCGAUAAAAUUAAAUAUUAGCAAAAUCAACUUAUUUAUAAAGUAGCAAUCAAUAAUUCAAUUUUACUGAUGAUUGAUAAAAAAGAAUGUGAUGAAAUUUUUAAAUAUUAUGGAGAAAUAUUUUUGUUUAAACACAGAACUUUAUGUAAAAUAAUACCAGGUUUAGGAGAAUUGAAUUCUAAACGAAUAUUGGAGUCUCUAACCAAUUAAUUUGAAAAUAUUAUUCUUCCUCAUAAUACUAAUAUUACUGAGUAUUAUAUACAAUUUAUUUAUUUAAGGGAAAAUUAAAUAGGAGAAAAUCUCUUUUUUUUAGCAUAAGGUCAUAUUUCAUUUCAGAAGAAUAAAGAACACUUAUUUAAUAUAGAAGAGAAUGGAAUAAUAGGAGAUGAAUUAUUAAUUGAUCCUGAUUAAGAUUAAAAUAGUGUUUAAACUUAUUACUAUACUGUAAUUGCUAAGUCAGCAUAAGUUCUACUAUAUAAAAUUAAACUUAAGAUCUUUACACGUCUCUUUCCAAAUUCAAUAAUUAGAUAAAUUAUUGUAUAAUAUAAAUGUAAUAAAACUUUUAUGAUUUAUAGAAAAAUAAUUGAUGAGACUACUUGUAGGAAGUAAACCUAUUGAUCAUAAAAAAUGUAAUACUUCACCAAAUAAUCAAAUUAAAAAAUCUAAAUCUACUUUAAUUUUAACUAAAGAUUCUAUAAAAGCUUAUGAUCAUGUAGACAUAGUAUUCUAAUAAUAUUAAGUAUAAAUCCUAAACCUAUUAGGUACCUAAACAUAGUAGAGUAUUAAAAUUUAAUAACAAUUUGUUGGAUAAAUUCAAUAAAAAAUAUAAAAAAGCAGGAAAAAAAAUUACAAUUAAUGAAUUUGUGUAAUAAACAAAAUAAAGUGAUGAACCUUAAAUGAAAUUAUUAGAAAGAGUUGAGAAUCCAUAUAAUUUUGCCUCAAAUGUUAAUACAGAAGGAUUUCUAAAGAAAUAUUAUUCAAAUCUAAUUAGAAUUGGAUUAGUAAAGCCUCCUUUAAGAAUAGCUCCUUAAAAUUAAGAAGCUAUUCAAAGAUCAAGAGUAAUUUCAGCUAUGAAAUUAAUUGAACAUACUCAUGAUUAAUUGAAGCCAAAAAGAGCUACAAGUGCUGCCUUUGGAAAAGUAGAUCCUUUACUUACAAUCAAUGCUUUAGUGUCUACUAAAGAGAGUGAUAUGAAUGUUAGUGCUUAAAAGCAUUUUGAAAAGAAUAAAACAAUGACUACUUUCUAUCCAACACCUAGAACAUAAUCAUAACCAUAAUUAGGCUAUCAUAAUAAUGUCACUCCUAGGUAUUCGUCUGUGAUAGAAACACCUAAAUGUGAUACUCCAUAAUCAAGAUCAACAAUGGCAAAAUCAUCAUAACUGGUUUUUAGACCAUAUUCUGGAUUCAUGGAUCAUACUUCACGUUUGUCCUAAUAAUCAGAAAUAAAUAAAAGAUUAAAGAAGCCAAAUCAACAUAUUUUUUGA
Paramecium primaurelia is the source of this 1893-nucleotide messenger RNA. The record is from the annotation of a GenBank genome assembly. Lineage: Eukaryota; Ciliophora; Oligohymenophorea; Peniculida; Parameciidae.